AUGACGCUUAAGGGAUUCCUACUCCUUGCUCUACUAGCAAAUUUAUUCCGCAGUCCGACAAAUGCUUUGAAGUCACGGUGGUCACCAUGCAACGAAACCAUCGAUUGCGGUCAUCGGCCUUGGAAGACCACUGUCUGUAUUGACUGUCGGAACCGUAGACUGGAAAACCCUCCAGAAUGGAGUACAAACGCUUCUUCAGAUGCAAUUGAUUUCAGUGGAAACAGCUUGAGAGAUACAAACAUCAGUCUUGAUGAUGGUAUCUCUUUAACAUACCUAUCUCUAUCUCAAAAUGAAAUAUCUACCAUUGGCCCUUGGGAUGAUGACGGCUUGAAAACAUUAAGAUAUGUCUAUUUGGACGGAAAUAGAAUCAAGGGGCUUCCUAAAGAUGUCUUUGGGAACCUUACAGAACUGAGGUGGCUUGAUCUGAGCAACAACGAGAUAACAUCUGAGCACAUCGAUCUCUUCUGGGCAGCAAAUGGAUCACAACUUGUAGGACUUGACCUGUCGUCAAAUCUCCUAUCUGCUCUUACCAGACAGAUAUUCAUCGGUCUCUCUUUCUUGACAAAUGUGUACUUAUGGGAUAACCGCAUCAAUGUCUUGGAAUCUGGGUGGGGUGAUGGCUUGCAGAAUCUAAGGCACCUCAUCAUAUCCCACAAUAGACUAUCAGAAAUCUCUAAUAUCACGUUCAGUGGUCUUAGAAAGCUUGAUACACUCCAUCUUCAGUUCAAUUGUAUCACUCACCUCGAAGACUGGUGGAUGCAAGAUCUGCAGAACCUCAGGAACCUUGAUCUAUCUUACAACAACAUAUCACACAUCUAUCCUCAAACUCUGCUCAACCUGAGUUCCUUAGCCGUACUGAACUUGAUGCAAAACCCAAUGGUUGACAUUUAUCUGCCUGUUUAUCCAAUGCUGAAGACUCUCUACAUCUCUAACAUAUUGAUUAAAAACGUGACCCUCCUGUUGGAUAUGAUUCCGCCAAAUGUGAAUACACUUUAUGUUGACGAGGACCAAUGGAAUUUGACAGCCGAGGCAGUUAGAUGUAAUCUUAAUAACGAAGGCAUAGACGUUGUAAUUAAAGAAAUCCAUAAGGAAAAUUUAUGUGAAAUAGCUAAAAAUAUCUCCACAAAUGAAACCGUUUCGCCUCCAGAACCUGUUUCAUCAAAAUGGGCUUUCUGGUUUCUGCUUCUUGUGGCAAUUGGCUUGGUUGCAGCGAUCGUAGUUGCUGCAUUUUGCCUAUAUCGUGCAAUUGUUCGACAGCACCAUUGUGAGCAUGAGAUUCACAUCCGAAAGAAGCAGAGUAUUGUGUAUGUGCCUUUCACGGAAUCAUUGAGGAUAAUGAAUUCUGCUUCGAGCAGUCGAUGUGGAACCCUUGAGGCUCAUCGCCAGGAUGAAACUAAACCCCAAGGUUGCAGCGUGGAAAUAGGAAGACCUGCACUCAAACGGAACCAGAGUGGCCUUGCAGCAGCUUUCUCAGAGCUUCAUAAGGUUCAGUGCAGUAGUGGUAUUGAUAAAGUAGACAUGCCAGUACCUGGUAGCAAGUUUCAUCCGGGCUCUUCCGAUGGUGGUGAGAUAUUCAUCACAGAGGGACUUCACGAAAGGAAGCAAACAACAAUGCUUUCCUUCAAACCGAUGGGUUAUCGUCAGCGGCGUAGAAAUAGUCUUCCAGACAGGCCAAUGUCCCAAAAUAAAGAUGGAUGGCUGUAUGAAAUUAUUCCUCCCGAAUCCGAUAACAAUCCAUCCCCAAGUCAUGUUGGUAGAAACGUAGCACAACUGAGACGGGACUCAAAGUUGCUUUACCAGAACAUUGCGGGACGAUGUUGGACAAGUCGUGCGGAAAGACUCGCCUCUCAGCGAAUGAAAAAGAGCAACGGCAAAUACAACCUGCUCCGAAGCCUCAGCACCCCUACGGAAUUAGAGACCGAAAAUGACAACUGUUUUCCGCCAAUACGGGAAGACGCACCUCCGGUUACUCCCAGACCAAUAAUCACUCUGACCCCACCGACCAGUAACAGUUAUGAAGACGUAGAAACGGUACUCUAUGAGGAAUGUGAUCGACACGAAAUAGACCAAGUUCUUAGCGGUGAGACAGACUUCUACGAUGACGUGUUUGAUGACGAUGAAAACUAUAUUGUCGUGUUGCCCUCAGACACGGAUAAGUUAUUACCAGAAGCAAAGGAAGAACAAGUCGAUGAAAGACGCCUAUCUACUCCUUCAGGCAAAAACGAUAUCGAAACCUCCAAUGGACAACAUUCUCAAACAUAUGAAAACUUUCCCGACCGCACUGAUGACACGCACGUUGACCAUCACGACUAUGUCAAUGCUGCGUUCACUGAAAUUCCAAACUGCGAUGACGAAUCCCUUGAUGAUUUCUCAAUGGGACUCUCCGAAAGCGACGAGGAGAAAGGCGAAGACAGGAUCCAACUGUAUGGUGAUGAUGGAAAACUUCUUCGAAUACCGUCGGUGAGGGAUUCCGUCUUGACGCAGUCGACAUUCGAGACUGUUUCACUGUUAUUGAGUGUGUCCGGUGAGAACAUGUUUUCUAGUACGUCUAGCUUUGAAUUCGAUGAGGAUGACCACGAUGACAAGGCGAUGAUAAACAGCGAAAUGCAUACACUGUGAUCAUUGAAGAGGAUUGGCGCCGGUUGGCCUUCGCACUCGAUGCGUCAGUCCGAUUGUGCUAAUACCUGACUGUGCUAAUCCAGCCUGUGAAAGCAAUACUCAGGAUUAUUUUCUCUGGGAAUCCUGCAUUCUCCUUUGUUACAUAUCACUCGUGAAUGGCACGUCAAAGACCGUCCUAGUUACUGACCCCUACAUAAUGUCUUGUGGUACUUUCUUUGGUACGAGCUGUACCACAAAAAUAUCACUGGAACAUCUGAUAACAGAUUACAUGUGGUACUGUACCAUGGACCAUGGUAUUUCCAAACAGAGCUGUACAUUGCGCAGUAAUCUGAACCAAUAUUUUGUGUGUGUGGAAUGUUUAAUGAGAUAUGUAUAUACACCUAAGUAAAAUAUCGAUGAAAAUGAGGUAUCUAAAUAUUAUUCCAUUACUCAUGAUCUUUUUAAAGAAGACAUAGUUGUUCAAAUAAGUAAUCAUCGACUCAACUUUGUCUCCUUAUACACAUGUAUUGUUGUUUUCCAAUAUGAGGAUAUUGUAAUCAAUCAAAAAAGCAGAAAGGAAGCUUUAAACUUGUAAAAUAUAGAUACCGAUAGAGAAAAACGCUAUUUAUUUAAUCAUUCAUGCAAUAAUGCAGUACAGCUCAUAGAAACCAAUGACUUUUAUGGAAAUCCACAUUAUUUAUGCUCACCAUAUUUGCAAACAUUGCAAUACGAAUGGUGAAGUCACAUGAAAAUCGGGGUUCGUAAUCUUUCUAGUCUCAAACGAAGUAAUCUUGAUUUCAAAUCAGCAAAAUAAUACACCUCUAAAAAGUCUACUUUUUCUGUCCAUUCUUUUUUCUUCUUUUUUUUGGCCCCUAUCUAUCUCUCUUUCUUUGUUUGUUUCUCCUACCCGCGAUCUGUAUCUCAUAAUAUUUAACUCAUUUCCUUUUUACAUCCUAAAGCCCAGCGCA
This is a messenger RNA of Strongylocentrotus purpuratus (purple sea urchin), 3566 nucleotides long. RefSeq lists its product as uncharacterized. NCBI's taxonomy places the organism in Eukaryota, Metazoa, Echinodermata, Echinoidea, Camarodonta, Strongylocentrotidae. The transcript has a single exon. Gene Ontology annotation, cellular component: extracellular matrix. Gene Ontology annotation, molecular function: protein binding. The record is from RefSeq and is a predicted model, not a curated record. The coding region runs from base 1 to 2619 and encodes 872 amino acids.